AUGAAUCGUACCGAGCGAGGUGUAACCGAAAACUCCUUUGCCAGUGAUGCAGAUGCGUCCCGUUGGAAUGUGCGAAUCUUGUGCAGUCCAGUGGAUGUGGUCCUAUGUCCUGCGUUGAUCGAGCUUUCCCGUCAAAUUGUUACCAUUUUGACCAUGAAUGACAACACUGAGAAUUCUGCCAAAUUUUCCGGUCAUCCACAACAGGCGCUUAGUUCCAAUUUGAAUCUUCAUAUUCUGUUGCGUUCGUCGAGGUUAUUUCUGCCUCUGAAUAAGCUGGAAUCAAUCAGCGAAGAUGGAAACGGCCGAGAGCUAGCUGAUACUUUGUCUUUCUCAUUGGAAUCUUUGGAAUUGAAACCGCUCACAGACAACCGCUUGGAACGUCCGCCACUGUUUGAUAAACAUCAAAUUUACCCGGAACCUUUUGUUGCCAUGCGUCAUGCACCAAACGAGACUGAUUUGCAGUAUGUGUUAGAUGUACAUGCUUGCGCCGUACAAGCUGUGACAUUUUACUCAAUUACCCAGUCUAACAAUCCGCAUACCUGGUCCUCUCGGGUUAGUGUUGGUGUGUUUCAUAGCGGUACCACUGGAGAAGGGGGUGCAAGUGGUUGUACUGUGGCAUCUCGACGAAAUAUGACUCCGGAACACCAAAACCCGGCACAAUAUUGGAACCAGUCUAAUUGUUGUGAGAAAAAGGGCUAUGUAUGCAUUUUCGUACUGGUCGUUUGUUAA
Echinostoma caproni is the source of this 729-nucleotide messenger RNA. The record is from the annotation of a GenBank genome assembly. NCBI's taxonomy places the organism in Eukaryota, Metazoa, Platyhelminthes, Trematoda, Plagiorchiida, Echinostomatidae.